AUGGAGCGCGAGGGGUCUCCAACCCAGCCGCCGCCGGCGAAGCGCCCAUGGGAUUCAAACCCCACAAGCACCACCACCAUCCACUCCCUCACGGACGACCUCCUGCUCCGGAUCUUCCUCUGCCUCCCCUCCCUCGCGACGCUCGUCCGCGCCGCGCUCGCCUGCCGGGCGUGGUGCCGCGCGGUGGUCUCCUCGCCGGACUUCCGCCGCCGCUUCCGGGAGCUCCACCCGGCACCCCUCCUCGGCCUCUUCUUCGAGCCCCCCAGCCCCGUCCAUGACUCGGCCCUCCCGGCCUUCCCCUCAUUCGUCCCAGUGCGGAGGCGCGAAAGGGACCUGUCCGUCGCCCUCCGCGGCGGCGACUUCUUCCUGACAUGCCUCCAGCAGCACCCCUGCAUGGCCCACUCCUGGGACAUCCUCGACUGCCGCGGCGGUUACGUCCUCCUCUGUAAUGUUGACCAGUCAAGUGCGCAAGCAAUGGCGGUGGUGAAUCCCCUGGCGCGACAGUGCCGGUUAUUCGACUAUCUCCAUGUGGACACCUUCGAAGGUUGCCAUGGCACUGCCGCGGAGCUCAACGCCUGCUUGCUCUGCUCCGAGGAGGAGCCCGCAUCGUUCCGGGUGGUGCAUCUUGCCCACGACGAGUCCAGGGUGCGGGCUACUGUCUUCUCCUCGGACACCUGUGAGUGGAAAGUUCACCCCUGGGUUGAUGUCCCAGGGAGACCUUCGCUAUCAAAAUCGUGGCUUCUGAACAGUAGCAUGCAAUCAAAUGGGUUCUUGUACUGGGUUUACAAGAAUUACAAGUAUAUGGUCAUGCUGAACACGGUGACAAUGGAGUUCUCUGCCGAGGAGCUCCCUCGGUUCCUGAAGAAUCGGCGCUGCAGCUUCAGCGUCGGGGAAACAAACAACGGUGUGCGCUGUAUUGCCUAUGCUACUGACUUCACCGUUGGUGUGAUGCUGCGAAGAACAGAUGACGAUGGCACUGAGAAGUGGAUGCUGGACAGGGCCACCCCAUUAGAUGCACAGCUUGAUGGGGUUCUCAGGAAACAGAAGCACAACUAUGAUGAGCUCCUGGUUGUGGCAGUCAGGGAUGGCUUUGUGUACUUGGCAACUUCAAACAAGAUCAUUGAUUCCGCGAGCCCAAGUUGGUUCUUGUCGCUCUGCCUGGAAACGAUGAAACUGGAGAAUUUGUUUCAGAGGACAUACAACAGUGGUGCGCACCCCUAUGUUAUGGCAUGGCCUCCUUGUUUAGUUGCUAACAAUGGGAGGUAUAAAUCAGCAUGCCCAGGGGGCCAGGGGCCAUGGAACCUUGUUCUUUGA
Miscanthus lutarioriparius is the source of this 1314-nucleotide messenger RNA. Lineage: Eukaryota; Viridiplantae; Streptophyta; Magnoliopsida; Poales; Poaceae. The record is from the annotation of a GenBank genome assembly.